Molecule: messenger RNA, 1938 nt
Organism: Parathielavia appendiculata
Lineage: Eukaryota; Fungi; Ascomycota; Sordariomycetes; Sordariales; Chaetomiaceae
Product: GMC oxidoreductase
Exons: 4
Coding region: 1-1938 (645 amino acids)
Biological process (GO): secondary metabolite biosynthetic process
Molecular function (GO): oxidoreductase activity, acting on CH-OH group of donors; flavin adenine dinucleotide binding
Source: RefSeq, a predicted model, not a curated record
AUGGGGUUCUCACAGGUCCUCUUUUGUCUGUUUGCAGUUCCGCGCCUAACGGGUGCCACUCCUUUCAACACGGGCAAUGUCAAGCGCCAGGCCUCGGAGCUUCUCGACAGCUACGACUUCAUCAUUGCUGGCGGCGGUACCAGUGGCUUGACCGUUGCAGAUCGGCUCACCGAGGCGUUCCCCGAUAGAAACGUUCUCGUCAUUGAGUAUGGCGAGGUCGAGUACGCCCCCGGUGUCUUCGACCCCCCCGUCAUUAGCUGGGGAACUGCCGGUGGUCUAGCAAGCGGUUGGCUGCUCAACUCCACUCCGAGUCCUGAGCUAAACAAUAACACGGCUCUCGUCAUGGCUGGCCAAGUCGUAGGCGGAAGCAGCGCUAUCAAUGGUAUGUUCUUUGACCGGGGUUCGCGGUUUGACUAUGAUAGUUGGGAUCGACUCCAGGGUGACCGGACGGGCUCGCGAGAGAAAGACACUGAUUGGAGCUGGGAUGGUGUUUACCCGUUUUUCAAAAAGAGUGUCACCUUCACACCGCCCCCUAAAGCAGUCGCCAAAAAGUACAACUACACCUGGGACACAUCCACGUUCGGUAACACCACGCCUAUCUAUGCCAGUCUCCCGCCAUUCCUCUGGGGAGACCACUACGUGUCCCGCCAAUCAUGGCAAGAGAUGGGAAUCCGGGUGGCCCGGGAGUGCGCUAACGGCGACAAGGAAGGUCUUUGCUGGAUCCCCAUCUCCGAACACCCCGUCACAGCAAGUCGCUCCUAUGCAGGCAUAGGCCAUUACUCGGAAGUGGUAGGGAAGAGACCCAACUAUCACCUCUUCGUCAAACAUCAGGUCGCUCGUGUGGUGUAUCCGAAAGGGAAUGCGAAGGAAGGACAGCCUGUGGUGGAAGUGCGACCCGUUGCCGGCGGUCCAUCAUUUACUAUCUCCGCGAAAAAGGAAGUCGUGCUCUCCGCUGGUGUGUUUGGAACCCCAGCGAUACUGCAGCGAAGCGGGAUCGGGCCCCCUGCUUUCCUCCAAAGCGCGAACAUUCCCUUAGUCCUUGACCUGCCGGGUGUCGGUUCGAACCUGCAGGACCACUCAGGACCCCGAGUGCAAUGGAACUGCAAAUCACUUCCCUUCUAUCCGCUCCCAUCUGAAAUGCUCAACGAGACCUUUGCCGCGGAAGCAGCGGUGGCCUUCAAUCAAACGCCCGCCCAGGGCCCGUACACCCUAGCCAUGUCCAACAGCGCAAUCUGGGUGCCCCUUCCCAAUAUCACCGCCACUUACUCGACCAUCAUCGACUCGAUCCGCCGUCUCGCCAAUGCCACCCACCCCGCCUCUCUCCACCUGCCUCCCUCCUACAACUCCGAACCGACCCUCAUAGCAGGCUAUCGCGCCCAGCUCCUCGCUCUCGCCGACCUCCUCGCCAACCCACGCUCCCCUAGCCUCGAGAGUACCUUCGCAACAGGCACCUCGGCCGGCGCGGUGCUCCUGCACCCGCUCAGCCGCGGCACCGUCCGUCUCAACCUCACGAGCCCGUUCGACCCGCCCGUCCUGGACUACCGCUCGGCGUCGAACCCAAUUGACCUCUCCCUGCACCUGGCCCACACGCGCUACCUGCGCCGCAUGAUGCACACCGACACGUUCAAGGCACUCGGCGCGGUCGAGGUGCAGCCCGGGGAGACCGUCCAGACGGACGAGGAACUGGAGGCGUUUGUGCGGCGGAGCACGGUGCAGUCGUACAUGCACCCCUGCUGCACGGCGGCUAUGAUGCCGAGGGAGAAAGGUGGCGUCGUCGGGCCGGAUCUGAGGGUCCAUGGGGCGGGUAGGUUGAGGGUGGUGGAUAUGAGCGUGUUGCCUGUUUUGCCGGGGGCCCAUCUUAGUGCGACGGCGUAUGCAGUGGGAGAGAAGGCUGCAGAUAUCAUCAUAAACCAAUGGUCUAAGAGAAAGGACGGUUAA